This is a messenger RNA of Lipotes vexillifer (Yangtze River dolphin), 1766 nucleotides long. RefSeq names its product 2-phosphoxylose phosphatase 1 (gene PXYLP1). Gene Ontology annotation, molecular function: phosphatase activity. The record is from RefSeq and is a predicted model, not a curated record. Bases 83 to 1477 code for a protein of 464 amino acids. NCBI's taxonomy places the organism in Eukaryota, Metazoa, Chordata, Mammalia, Artiodactyla, Lipotidae. Gene Ontology annotation, cellular component: Golgi apparatus. The transcript is spliced from 5 exons. Gene Ontology annotation, biological process: glycosaminoglycan biosynthetic process; dephosphorylation; chondroitin sulfate proteoglycan biosynthetic process.
AAAAUUUUGCAGGGUGAAUUGGCCUGCCUGGGUCUGAGGUCUUUAUUCUUGAAUACAUUGGAGUUCGGGAAGACAUUAAGAUAUGAACGUUCUUUCUGCUCUUCUGCUUCUAGUCCACCUGAUCCCAGUGUCGGCAGCUAGGAAUGGAGUGACUAGCAAGAAUCGAAAGAGGAUCAUGCCUGACCCGGUGACGGAGCCCCCCGUGAUGGACCCCAUUUACGAAGCCCUUUUGUACUGCAACAUUCCACGUGUGGCCGAGCGCAGCAUGGAAGGUCACGCACCGCAUCAUUUUAAGCUGGUCUCGGUGCAUGUGUUCAUUCGACACGGGGACAGGUACCCACUGUAUGUCAUUCCCAAAACGAAGCGCCCAGAAAUUGACUGCACUCUGGUGGCUAACAGGAAACCGUAUCACCCUAAACUGGAGGCUUUCGUGAGUCACAUGUCCAAAGGAUCUGGAGCCUCUUUCGAAAGCCCCUUGCACUCCCUGCCUCUUUAUCCCAGCCACCAGCUGUGUGAGAUGGGAGAGCUCACGCAGACAGGGGUUGUGCAGCAUCUGCAGAAUGGCCAGCUGCUGAGGGACAUCUAUCUGAAGAAACACAAACUCCUGCCCAGUGACUGGUCCACAAAGCAGCUUCACUUAGAGACCACUGGCAAAAGCCGGACGCUGCAGAGUGGGCUGGCUCUGCUUUAUGGCUUUCUCCCAGAUUUUGACUGGAAAAAGGUUUAUUUCCGGCACCAGCCCAGCGCUCUGUUCUGCUCUGGGAACUGCUACUGCCCGCUGAGGAACCAGUACCUAGAAAAGGAGCAGCGUCGGCAGUACCUGUUGCGUUUGAAAAACAGGCAGCUGGAGAGGACCUACGAGGAGAUGGCCAGGAUCGUGGACACCCCCACCAAGCAGCUCCGGGCCGCCAACCCCAUAGACGCCAUGCUCUGCCUCUUCUGCCACAACGUCAGCUUCCCCUGCACCAGGAAUGGCUGUGUUAACAUGGAGCACUUCAAGGUGAUCAAGAGGCAUCAGAUAGAGGACGAGAGCGAGAGGCGGGAGAAGAAACUGUAUCUGGGGUACGCGCUCCUGGGCGCCCACCCCAUCCUGAACCAGACCGUGGGCCGCAUGCGGCGCGCGGCAGAGGGCCGGAAGGAAGAGCUCUUUGCUCUCUCCUCUGCUCACGACGUCACUCUGGCCCCGAUUCUCAGUGCCUUGGGCCUUACAGAAGCCAGGUUCCCGAGGUUCGCGGCCAGGUUGAUCUUUGAGCUCUGGCAAGACAGAGAGAAGCCCGGCGAGCACUCCGUCCGGAUUCUCUACGACGGUGUCGAUGUCACGUUCCACACCUCGUUCUGCCAGGAUCACCACAAGCGGUCUCCCAAGCCCAUGUGCCCCCUCGAAAACUUCGUCCGCUUUGUCAAAAGGGACAUGUUCGUGGCCCUGGGUAGUGGUAGCACUAAUUAUUAUGACGCGUGUCACAGGGAAGGAUCCUAAAAGGUACGUGGUGUAGCGCUAACAGAAUCUAUGCCAAUACAGAGGGAUGGGAAAGGUCUGCUUCUAGUUCCUUUGGUUGCUAAGGGUACAAGGUGAUUUUUAAAGGCCGGAAGUCAUGCUUGGGGGCCACACGGAUUUAGGGCUGAACAGUGAAUAUGUUGCUGUAAUUGGGUACUUGAGUUACUUGGUACACAAUGGCCAGUUCACAGAGAAAGGAAGGUACUUUAUCAUAGCCAGACUUUGCUUAGGAUGCCAGAAUAAUGCUUCAGUACCCAAAGCUGCCAAUCCA